AUGCGCCUCGAGAGAAGCCGCAUAUGCAAUGACCCUACUAUAACGGCUCAAGCUGUGUUGCAGCACGAAUCAAAAUAUCCUUUAGGCCAAGGAGAUGCAGCCGCUGCAGGAGCAGGAGGUAGCCAAGGACCAAGACCCUCUAACAAACGUUUGCAGCAAACACAAGCACAAGUCGAUGAAGUUGUAGGAAUCAUGAAGGUUAAUGUUGAGAAGGUGCUCGAGCGUGAUCAGAAGCUCUCCCAACUUGAUGAUCGUGCUGACGCUCUGCAGGAAGGUGCAUCGCAGUUUGAGAAAUCUGCAGCCACACUGAAGAGGAAGUACUGGUGGAAGAACAUCAAAAUGAUGAUCAUCAUGUGUGCGAUUACCGUUAUUCUAAUCAUCAUUAUUGUGCUGUGGGCAGGCGGGAAGUAA
Molecule: messenger RNA, 411 nt
Organism: Necator americanus (New World hookworm)
Lineage: Eukaryota; Metazoa; Nematoda; Chromadorea; Rhabditida; Ancylostomatidae
Exons: 4
Coding region: 1-411 (136 amino acids)
Biological process (GO): vesicle fusion; vesicle-mediated transport
Cellular component (GO): plasma membrane; SNARE complex
Molecular function (GO): syntaxin binding; SNAP receptor activity
Source: RefSeq, a predicted model, not a curated record